Molecule: messenger RNA, 2712 nt
Organism: Lactuca virosa
Lineage: Eukaryota; Viridiplantae; Streptophyta; Magnoliopsida; Asterales; Asteraceae
Source: the annotation of a GenBank genome assembly
AUGAGAACUCGCUUUCUUACCGACUUUUUCAACUCCUCCGCCACUUCUCAAUCCUUACAAACCCUAGAUUUCCUCCGAUUUCCACCUCCUCAGCUCCCUUCACCCGAACUUUUCAACUUUGACAACCUCUGCUGUUUCGAUCAAGUCACCUCUCUUAACAUCUUUCCUGAAAUCGAGAGAUUUUCCGUCAAUGAAUCUCUCAGUAAAUUCUUCUCCGACGUUCUUCCUCAAUACAUCAAUUCCGAUAUCGAUCAGCAACUUGCGAGGACUGUAACAUCAGAGGAGAAAAUUGAUGGCUGUUUAGAUGGUGCUUCUAACAACAUCUCUAAAUUAGUUGAAUUUGAAACUCCAGAACUUCAAUUAUCUUUGAAAGAUUCUUGUAUUUUGCAUGAGGAGAAGAUGCAAUUUUUCUUUGAAAUUGCAGAUGAAGAAGUUAAUCUGGAUCUGCUUGAUUUUUCACAUGAGGUGCAAAAACUUCUGUAUAUACAGAAAUCAAUCUUCCAUAUUGAAGAUUAUCAUCUAGAGUUCCAGGAAGAUCAUAGGUCUGAUAUCUUUGAUAAUGGCAGUUUGAUUCAGGGCCAAAUAUCUUCCACUCUUAGAACAUUUCCUCUUUUGGAAAUAGACGAGACAAAAUUCAACAUAUUGGAACAUCUUUUAAACCACCCUCCAGUUCCAUGUCAUCAAUUUGAGGUAUCAUGUGUGAAGUUUGAUCCAGAGUACAUCAUAAAUGCCAUUAACCAUGGAUAUUCCUCUUUGACAUUGACCCCACUUAUGUUUGGGGACACAACCUUGAUCACUUUCAAUGGCUUAAUUGUCAAACAUGAACUUACUCUGAGAGAUGAUUCUUUCAAAUCCCUACCUGUUCCUAUUUUUUCUGAUCAUGAAAAGAUACUUUCAGUACAAGAAAUCGUUGAGGAAGUAUUUCUGAAGUUGAAGCUGCAACCUUCCUCUACUUCAGAUGAUAUAUAUUUGGAUUGGCAUUUAUUAGAGGAAGAUAUUUCCAAUUCCAGUCAUAAUAUAUCCACUUCUUUGAAAAUGUUUGAGGAUAUAGACACUUACAGUGUCGAUGCAAACAUGAAAUCAUGUGACAUUCAGAUCUCGAUUUUGGAGUUUGUUUUAUUUGAUGAAUGUUCAGAUGAGCAAAAAUGUAAAGAGAACAUUGAGGUAUUGAAAAUACAAAUGAGUGGAAAUUUGAUGGAUUCUGUUCCUCAUAAUGGAAUUGCUUCAAGUAAGUUAAAUGAUACAAGCAAGAAGAUGGAAAUUGGAGAAGCUUUAGUUGACAAUAAGGUGAACAAGGAUCCUCAGUUUGUUGAAUCAAUGUCAGAGUUUAAUGAUCUAGACUUCUUCUUAAACUCCUUAGAGGAUACUUUUGUCAAAAAGCAGAAAGCAACAGAUAAGAAACUUGAAAUGGAUUAUACCCUUCCUGUGGUUUCAUCUAAGAGUCUACUCAAGACACAUGAUACCACCAAAAUACCGGAAUUGCCCUCAGCAAUGGAAUCAAAGAAAAUCAACACAAACACGAGUUCGUUACCUGAUGCCAUCAUAAUUGUGAACACCCAAAAUGUUGAUACAGAAAUGAUAAUUUCAAGAAGAUCCACAUACCAAAAAAUCCUUGCAAUGGAGAAAGAAGGAGUACAAGUUGUUGAAAGGGAUUUAAAUCUACCAGUUGAUGUUAUAAUUAGUGCUGCAGUUUGUUUAGUGUUGUAUGACAUCAAAAACAUUAGAACAAAGACAUCUUCUUCAGAUAGUGAAUGCUCUUCAUGUGUUGAAAAUAUUGCAGCAAAUGUUUUAACAUCAAUUAGUUUCGCUUUCAGUGGCUGCAUUCUAAUAUUUGAAGGAGAAGUUGGUUUCCUUGGUGGUAUAAUGGAAUCAUCAGAUGAAUUAUAUGCAGCUGCAGCAAGUCUAGGAAUUGACUUACAACUCUUUUGUUCGUAUUCAUGUGAUACAACUGAUGAGAUAAUAGUCAACUGUAUUUCACAUGCUGCAAAGUCAACUAAAGGUCUAUAUCCCAAAAUGCCUGAAUCAGAAACAUUAGCUGAAUCAUUUCUAUCCAGAUUCCCUUCGGUUAAUCCCCUCUCAGCUCAUGCAAUACUCUCAUCAGUCGGAUCACUCAUUCAGUUUCUUGAAAUGCCACAUCAGCAAAGGGUUUGUGCUGUAAAAAAGUACCUUGUUCCUGAAUCAAGCAUCAUAUUGUUCACUGCUUUGUGUAAAUAUGGAGAAAGAGAAGAUUCUAAAUCAGGAAUGACAGAUUGCUGUUCUUCAGUUUCUUCUGGACAUGAUUCUGGAAAUUGUUGUCCUAAAAUUGACCAUGAGUCUAAAAAAAGAAAGUACAUUGACAUGCCCAUGAACAUGAACAUGGAUUACUCGUUUAAUGAUGUUACAUGGGAUACUCCAAAAACCAACAUGGACUUUGAUGAGAUGUAUUUUGGUGAAAAACAAAGAUCUAAAGGUCUGCAAGAAGGGUAUAAAGGUCAAGUUAUUGACAUUAGUGAUGAUGACAUGGCAGGUGAGGACUUCACCUUUGGGCACACUGAAUCUUUUCCAACAAGAAGUGCUCCAGACAAUUAUGGAACUAGAAAAAAUGAUUGGUGGAGUCUUCCUAGUUUUCCUACAGCUGCUGAGAUUACACUGAAUUCACAAACAGAUUUAAUGGAGAAUGUGACAACUUUAGAAGUGUCCUCAAUAGUGAAUUCUCCAAUGAAUUUUUUGUAA